GCUCGGUAGCCGGUGGAGGAGGAAGGUGCUGUGACUGGCGAGCUGCUCGCGCAGUGACGCGUACAACCGCGAGGUCAGGACAUCGGCGCGAGCGAUGCGAGUCAGGGGCUGCGAGGAAACAGACUAGAGAGAAACACCUCUGCCGGGUAUCGUCUUGUUUCAGCGGCGUGAAGAGAAACACAGUGCAGUGAGCAUGUCGGUGCUAGCUUUGCAAGAGUAUGAAUUCGAGAGACAGUUCAACGAGGACGAAGCUAUCCGAUGGAUGCAGGAGAACUGGAAGAAGUCCUUUCUCUUCUCUGCACUCUAUGCUGCCUGUAUCCUCGGGGGGCGCCAUGUCAUGAAACAAAGGGAGAAGUUUGAGUUGAGGAAACCAUUGGUGCUGUGGUCACUCACCCUUGCUGUAUUCAGUAUUUUUGGUGCCAUCCGUACUGGGAGUUACAUGACGUACAUCCUGAUGACGAAAGGGCUCAAACAGUCAGUUUGUGACCAGAGCUUCUACAACGGGCCUGUCAGCAAAUUCUGGGCAUAUGCUUUUGUACUCAGUAAAGCACCAGAGCUGGGUGACACUCUGUUUAUCGUCUUGAGGAAACAGAAGCUCAUCUUUCUCCACUGGUACCACCACAUUACUGUGCUGCUCUACUCCUGGUACUCCUACAAGGACAUGGUGGCUGGCGGUGGGUGGUUCAUGACAAUGAACUACUUGGUCCAUGCUGUCAUGUACUCUUACUACGCACUGCGUGCAGCUGGUUUCAAGCUGUCACGCAAGUUUGCCAUGUUCAUCACACUGACCCAAAUCACACAGAUGUUGAUGGGGUGUGUAGUCAACUACCUGGUGUACUCGUGGAUGCAGCAGGGCCAGGAGUGUCCAUCCCACAUGCAGAACAUUGUUUGGUCCUCCCUCAUGUACCUCAGCUACUUUGUGCUCUUUGUCCAGUUCUUCUUUGAAGCCUACAUCGGCAAGUCCAAAUCAUUGGCUAUGGCUGCCACCAAGAAAAGCGAGUAAAAAAUAAAUGCCAUAAGUAUGAGAAGAAGGGAGAUAAUGUAAAAAGGGAGUUUGAAAUUGAGAGCAGGGACCAGUGUCAUGAGAGAUGAAUGGGCUUAGGUGUGAGAGAGGUGGCAUGUAGCCCACGAAGUCUAGUGGGGGUGGGAGGGUCAUGAAAUGGUUGGUGUUUGUGCUUGAGCAUUAUUACUAAUGUGCAGGUCUUUAAAAAAAAAACAAAAUGAAAAAAAAAAAAAACCAACAUUGAAGGUUAUGUCUCCCUUGAGGGAUGCUAUAGAAACAGCACCACCAUGAUCAAAAGCCAUCACAAGUUGUCCACCUGAAGUUUAAAAGCCCCCGUUUUAAAUUCACAUUUAAAAGUUUUUCCAAAUGUAACGGAUAACAAAAGGAUCAAAAUCACCAGAUUAAAAACAAAUUACAUCUACCACAAGCAUAAGUUUACUUAUAUAGAUAUAUAUAUAUAUAUAUAUUUAAAUAUAUAUGUAUAUUGAAAAAAAGACGGUACAUAUGAAGAUGGAGUUAACAUUAACACAGGCCAUCUGAGUAUGUUUUUGUUUGUCUGUCUGUCGUCAGUGUUGUUUUGGUUAGAUCUGUCAAAGGAAAAGUUUGGAGCGCUGGUGAGUACAUGGAGCUGAAGUGUUGGUGGUUGAUGUGAACUGAUGGGGUGAACGGCACUGUGUCGUCUGUCUUACAUUGCAAAAUGCGAUAUUUUUCUCAGGUCUUAGGUUAUCUCUUUCUUAAUAUAAUAUGCAUAUCAAGACAAAGUAGACAUGUUUAACAUCUGCACCACUUUACAGUAUGGCUGAAUUUCAUCUAGAAUGUCUGCAUAAUUGAGAAAAAAAAGUAUGAAUGGAGCUGAUUGGACUGAGUGUUGAUCACACUGCUCCUGGCCGUGAUGGGAAACAGAUGCUGACAGUGCCCUGCUUCACCACUUGUCAUGACCUUGCAGAAGUUGCCAACCACACUUGGAAAAUUACUUGCCAUUGACUUCCAAGCACUUCGCUGUGUUAAAGGGUCCCUACCAGUGACGAAACCAGUCUGUUGGACAAUGAAUGCUUAAAUGGAGGAAGAGCAUAUUUCUGUUUAGCAAAAGAAAAAAAAAUUCAAACAUGCAAAUUGUCAAAAUCUGCUGUAUUGAAAAAAAUAGUAUGUAUCCUUAAUGGUGUCUGUUGUGCUAUUGUGCAUUUGCACUGUAUCAAUGUAAAAAAAUAUGUUGCUGACAAACUUAACGUAUGAACAAAGUGCAAAAAUGUGA
Messenger RNA from Oreochromis niloticus (Nile tilapia), 2255 nucleotides. It is a transcript of the gene elovl6, whose product is annotated as ELOVL fatty acid elongase 6. The record is from RefSeq and is a predicted model, not a curated record. The transcript is spliced from 4 exons. Gene Ontology annotation, biological process: fatty acid elongation, monounsaturated fatty acid; fatty acid elongation, saturated fatty acid; very long-chain fatty acid biosynthetic process. The coding region runs from base 194 to 1003 and encodes 269 amino acids. Gene Ontology annotation, molecular function: fatty acid elongase activity. Gene Ontology annotation, cellular component: endoplasmic reticulum; endoplasmic reticulum membrane. NCBI's taxonomy places the organism in Eukaryota, Metazoa, Chordata, Actinopteri, Cichliformes, Cichlidae.